This is a messenger RNA of Etheostoma spectabile (orangethroat darter), 2110 nucleotides long. It is a transcript of the gene map6b, whose product is annotated as microtubule-associated protein 6b. The transcript has 5 exons. Bases 382 to 1380 code for a protein of 332 amino acids. Gene Ontology annotation, molecular function: calmodulin binding; microtubule binding. Gene Ontology annotation, biological process: regulation of microtubule cytoskeleton organization; cytoskeleton-dependent intracellular transport; microtubule cytoskeleton organization. Gene Ontology annotation, cellular component: microtubule; Golgi-associated vesicle; cis-Golgi network. The record is from RefSeq and is a predicted model, not a curated record. Lineage: Eukaryota; Metazoa; Chordata; Actinopteri; Perciformes; Percidae.
CACCGUUCAACCCCCGGACCCCCGGGCGUCUCGAAGCAUCACACUAAUGUGGGGUGGGUCGCUUUGAUGCGCAGCCAGACAGCAGAACCCAAAGUCCGUUUAAACUUCAGUCAGAACACACAGGCUGCAGGAGGACAGAGGGGGAGGCGUGGGGGGGCUACUUCCCUUAGUCUCAGGCAGAGAUCGGUGAGAGCAGAGUUGCAUCUAGCUCUAAGGAGGAAUAACCCUGACUGGGCAGAAACGGAAGGUACGGGGUGAGGCACCGGACCGAGCACUUGCAAGUCUUCGAGUCGUGAGUAGGGCGUUUAUCUCCACCUUAUUUAUUAUCCCUCAUCUAGAGUUUUUCUGCACGUCUUUUUCAGCCUCCUAGUAUUUAUCAUCAUGGCAUGGCCGUGCAUCACGCGUGCUUGCUGCAUCAACCGCUUUUGGACCGAGCUGGACAAAGGGGACAUCGCGGUGCCUUUGGUUUUCACCAAAUACUCGGAUGUGGCCGACGUGCAGCAUUUUCCCCAUCACCCGCAGCCGAAACUAAAGAGGGCCGCAGCCAUUGCCAUAGAAACCCAGCCCCAUCCCGAUGAGCAGGAGGCUGGGAAGGCACCGCCCGCGACGGGUGCCGCAGCGGCCGGUGACGGCUCUGCGUCCGUCAUGCGCCAAGACUUCAAGGCGUGGAAAGUGCGCCCCGAGCCCAGCUGCAAACCCAGGAAUGAGUACCAACGCUCGGCAGCCCCGUUCAAUACCGAAACUCAAUACCAGAAGGAUUAUAAACCCUGGCCUAUACCGAAGAAGCACGACCACCCAUGGAUCCCCAAAGCCAGCCCCACCGCCGCCACCGGCACCCUCGGUGGGCCGGAGCGCAGCGCGGGGAGCGGAGCGCAGGAUGUGGCCACCGAGGCCGAGAGCGGCGUGGAGAAGAGCGAGAUCGAGGAGAAAACACAGGAGAAAGAGUCAAAGGAGGCGACGAAGAGAAGCGUGAAGAGGGAAAAGUCAGCAGACAGACACACGGGGGAGAAGACAGAGAAACAUCUGGCUGCAGAUGUGAGCGCCGAGCAGAGGAAAGGCAGAGCGGCAGCGGACGCUCUCAACAGGCAGAUAAAGCAGGUUAUGACGACUUCUAGCUACAGGACUGAGUUCAAGGCGUAUAAGGAUGUGAAACAAGUGAAGGCCAUUAAAGCUCCAUGUCAGUACCAACCCCCAGUGGAGGAGACCAGUCUGGAAACCAGCUACAGCGCCACAUACAAGGGGGAGCAGGUGAAGGCUCACCCCGCUGACAACAAGCUGAUGGAGCGCAGGAGGAUACGCAGCCUGUACAACGAGCCCAGCAAGGAGCCUAGCAAGGACGUCUCAGAGACUGAGAGCAGCUCUGUUCUAAAGCUGCUGUAGUCAGGUGGAUAAACCAGUUUCUCGCACCAAACCAAAAAAGACACCAACAACAACAACAGGGAAAAUGGUGAAAAAAUCCAAAGAGAAGCAGAUUGCCAGUUCCCAGUCAGCCAAGAAGAAACCGUCUUUGGGCGCCCCAGAACCCAAACCAGAUGGAGCUGUCACAAAGAAGAGCAAAGAGAUUAGCAAUAGACUGGCGGAAGCGAAACAGUAAAAGUAGUUCCUCUCUACGCUGCGCGAUCAAAAAGGUGACUUGACGAAUUAGGCAAAAUUCUUCCCUUUGGUUUAGUUCCUUUAUUUACCUGUUGUUUUUGCUGGCCUGUCAUAUAUUGUUCAUCUUUGAAUGGGCACUGAUGUUGACCUUUUAGAAAAAUGCAAAUAAUUUCACUGCAAAGUGUGUGUGUGUGUGUGUGUGUGUGUGUGUGUGUGUGUGUGUGUGUGUGUGUGUGUGUGUGUGUGUGUGUGUGAGUGAGUGUAUUGUGUAUGACCUCUACAGCCUGCAGCCUGCUAGCAUCAAGUCUGACCCGACCACUAGACGUGCUGCUGUGCACUCCCACACCCUGGUGCUAUAUCUCCCAUUGUACAUGCUGUCUGGUUUGGACUGUGUGUGGCGUCAGACCAGAGUGAAAUGAUGAAUGACAAUGUCAUACCGCUGCAAAACAUGUUGUGAUAUUGUGCUUGUACUCUCGGCUUGCUCUGAAUGAACUCUGAUUAAAAUAAUGAUACAGGA